Messenger RNA from Colletotrichum phormii, 1917 nucleotides. RefSeq names its product oxidoreductase FAD-binding domain-containing protein. Gene Ontology annotation, molecular function: oxidoreductase activity. NCBI's taxonomy places the organism in Eukaryota, Fungi, Ascomycota, Sordariomycetes, Glomerellales, Glomerellaceae. The coding region runs from base 1 to 1917 and encodes 638 amino acids. The record is from RefSeq and is a predicted model, not a curated record. The transcript has 3 exons.
AUGCCAGGCAGAACAAUAUCCUUCCACCAAGGCGAACUCGCCCUCCACGACCUCCUCAAAGUCCCCCGCCACCGCGGCAACCCCACCGCCGCAGGCCUGCCCCCUUCCUACGGCACCCGCAUCGCCGCCGCUCCGCUCCUGGCCCUCGGCACCCUCGACGCCGAAAGCCGGCCCUGGACGACCUUAUGGGGCGGCGAGGCCGGGAACGUGGCGAGGCCGAUUGCGGAGGAUGUACUUGGUGUCAGGAGCCUGGUUGACGUUGUUGAUGAUCCGGUUUUCAGGGCUCUUUGGGGGGAUGAAGGUGGGCAGCAGUUGCAGGAGGCCAUUCAGCCUGGACGGGGCCCGAAUGGAGGGAAGCUCGUCUCUGGGCUGGCUAUCGACCUUACGACGCGGGAUCGUGUCAAGUUUGGGGGGAGGAUGGUGGCCGGGGCAGUUACUACCAGUAACGGAGACCGGAGCACAUCCUCCCCUUCCUCCUCCUUCUCGACCUCGGCCUCCUCGGAAGUUCAGAUCGCGGUACACGUCGAAGAGAGUUUGGGAAACUGCCCCAAGUACCUCAACAAAAAGGACGUCAUCCCGCGGACGUCGAUCGGCAAGGGUAGAGUGGAGCGGGAGUUGCCGCUGUCUGAGGAGGCUUUGGAGGUUGUGCGCGGGGCGGAUAUGCUUUUCCUUACGAGCGGGCACGAGGACGGCAGUGAUGACAGCAGCAGCAGUAGUAGUAGUAGUAGUAUGGAUACGAACCACCGGGGAGGGUCGAGGGGGUUUGUGAGGGUUGCGAGGAACGAUGUGGGUGGUGUUGAGAUUGUGUAUCCCGAAUUUUCUGGUAAUCGGUUAUAUCAGACGCUGGGGAACCUUAAACUGAACCCCUUGGUUGGGAUCGCGAUACCGGACUUUGAGACGUCAGAUGUCCUUUACCUCACGGGAUCGGCAUCGAUACUCGUCGGAGAAGAUGCAGCAGCCUACCUCCCGCGCACGAAACUCGCCGUCAAAAUCACCGUCUCGGCCGCGGUAUUCGUGCAAUCCGGCUUACCCUUCUCCGGCAUCCCGCAAGAGCCGUCGCCGUAUAACCCGCCUGUCCGACCGCUCUUCUCCGAGCAGCAGCAACAUGCUUUAAGCGUGUCUGGGGAGGGUACCAGGACAGCCACCCUUCUACGCCGCGAUAUCAUCACGCCGACGAUUGCGCGGUUCGUCUUUCGCUUGGAGCCGGCAGCGCAGUGGGAGGCGGGACAGUAUGUUACGCUUGAUUUUGCGGAGGAGCUGGAUGUGGGGUGGAGUCAUAUGCGCGACGACGAGCCGCAGAGUCUGAAUGAUGAUUAUGUAAGGACUUUUACCGUUUCGAGUUCGCCUGGCGGUGUGAAGGAGGUUGAGAUUACGGCGAGGAGGAAGGGCCCGGUUACGAAUUUGUUGUGGAGGUGGAAUUUGAGGGUUCCGUUGGAGGUUCCUGUGCUUGGGUUUGGGGGUGAAGAGGCGUUUAGGAUGGGGAGGGGGAAGAAAGGCAGCGAUGGUGAUGAUGUUGAAGAGGUGUUUGUUGCUGCUGGGGUUGGGAUUACGCCUUUGCUUGCGCAGGCUGGUGGUGUUUUGGGGGCGGGGGUGAGGGUGAAGGUGUUGUGGACUGUGCGAGGGGAGGAUGUGAAGUUGGUUAGGGAUGUUGUUGGGAGGUUUCCUGGGUUGGGUGGUGUGUUGAGGGUGUUUGUGACGGGUGAGGUUGGCGAGGCGGAGGAGGCGGAGGAGGCUGUGAUUCGGGAGGUUGAGGGGUUUGGGGCCGUUGUUGAGAGGAGGAGGAGGAUUGGGCCUGGUGAUGUGAAGGAUGAUGAGGUAAAGAGGAGAUAUUUUUUGUGCACUGGGCCGGAGAUGCUCAAGGUCUUGAAUGGGUGGUUGGAAGGUGAAGAUGUGGCAUUUGAGGAUUUUGCUUUUUGA